AUGGUUUUACUUGGACAGUUAGAGCAGUGCAUGCAGCAAGGUCGAAGUUACUAUAACUCACAAGCUCAAAGAUUAUCUCGGGCAUCAUUAUUAGAGACAUACCGUAAGACAUGCCAUAAGAGUUUAUCAAAGCAAAGAACAAAGAAAGAAAUCAGAGCGCAAGCUGCUAGAAAACAUAGUGAAGCCGAAAAGAGACGUAGAUUGAGAAUCAACGUUCAAUAUGCGGUACUCCGCGAUAAACUCCCCAACAUACUCAGAAAGGACAAGGCAUCACUACUAGGGGAGUCUAUAAAGCAAGUGGAGGAGCUGUUGAACAAUGUAGCAACAAUUGAAGAAAAUAGUGAUGACCUAGAGGAGGAGAAUGUGUUUCCUAAUGUGAAUGAUGAUUUGGCUGUGGAAAAAUGCAAUGAUGAACAGGGUUUAGUAAAGGCCACGUUGAGUUGUGAGGAUAGGCCAGGAUUGAUGCUAGCUAUUUCAAGGGCGGUAGCGGAGGUAAAAGCCAAAGUGGUAAAGGCUGAGAUGGUGAUGAUGGGUGAAAGAUUCAAAAGUGUGUUGUGGAUUCAGUAUCCUGCAAAUGAAAAUGUUACCAUGCUCAAGAGGGUUUUGAAGGUUGUCAUGCAAAAGCCAUCUUUUAAGAUGAGGUCGCUUAAUAUUUCAUAA
This is a messenger RNA of Gastrolobium bilobum, 660 nucleotides long. RefSeq names its product transcription factor bHLH131-like. The transcript has 3 exons. NCBI's taxonomy places the organism in Eukaryota, Viridiplantae, Streptophyta, Magnoliopsida, Fabales, Fabaceae. Gene Ontology annotation, molecular function: protein dimerization activity; DNA-binding transcription factor activity. The record is from RefSeq and is a predicted model, not a curated record. Gene Ontology annotation, biological process: regulation of DNA-templated transcription. The coding region runs from base 1 to 660 and encodes 219 amino acids.